Messenger RNA from Dalotia coriaria, 2176 nucleotides. RefSeq names its product probable cytochrome P450 12a5, mitochondrial. The coding region runs from base 7 to 1617 and encodes 536 amino acids. The transcript has 6 exons. The record is from RefSeq and is a predicted model, not a curated record. Lineage: Eukaryota; Metazoa; Arthropoda; Insecta; Coleoptera; Staphylinidae. Gene Ontology annotation, molecular function: heme binding; monooxygenase activity; iron ion binding.
UUGAGAAUGUACCGAACAACAUUACAGUUUUUGCGUGACAAACGCUUUCAAUUUCCAUUUCGACUUCGUAGUUUAACUACCGCGACGACGCAAAUACAAACACAAGCGGUGUUUGAAGAAAAACAAAAUAUCAAUUGGGACAAAGCCAAGCCGUUUGAAUCAAUUCCAGGGCCGAAACCUCUGCCAGUUAUUGGUAAUGCGUGGCGACUUGUCAAUUGGGAUGGGAAAAAGUUUAACCAAGAAAUGCGAUCAAAGUAUGGCGAUAUUGUUUAUAUCAAACACAUGGCCCCCGGAUGGCAUUUACUCUAUUUAUACAACGUUAAAGAUAUCGAGUUUGUUUUCCGUAACGAAGGCCUCUAUCCAAUAAGAUUCAACUUUGAGUCAAUGUCUUAUUAUCGUCACGUUAUGCGAAAGGAUGUUUUUGGACAAACUUAUGGUUUAAUGAACGGACAAGGUGAAGAAUGGGGUAAUACACGUGCAAUAGCAAACUCAAUUCUGAUGCAAUCUCGCAGCACGAAUAACUACAUCCCGCUCGUGAAUGACAUCGCCGACGAGUUUCUCGAGUACGUUAAACAGCUCAAAAGCCGCGAUUUGCUAGGUCUGAUGCCGCACAACUUUAUGGACGAUAUAAACAAAUUCGUCUUUGAAUCGGUGACGGCCAUUGCCGUCAACCAUCGCAUGCGCUGCUUUUCUUCUAAUGCGAGUCCGAAAGCCAUGGACGCCAUCAAACAUAUUCUGGACAUGUUCUACCUCACGCUGCCUAUGGACAUUCUGUCAACUGGAAAAAUUCACAGAACGCUGAACACGCCACUGUGGAAGCGCUACAUAGGCAACCAUGAGUUCUUUACAAAUUUAAUUCUGGAAAUGUUUGAUAACGCUAAACGUAAAAUGGAUGAAGAUCCCAAUUAUCAAUUUAAACCAGAUCAUGAAAAGACUGUGUUUGAGAAAUUAGUUGAAAAAGAUAAAAAAUUCGCUGUUGUGAUGACUCUGGAUAUGAUUAUCGCCGGAGUGGAAACUACUUCUUUGGUUUCCGGUUCAACGCUGUACUACAUUUCCAAGAAUGUGAGGGCGCAGAGAAAAUUACGCCAUGAGUUGCUUUCCCUGUUGCCGUCGAAACACACGCCCGUCACGGCUGAACUCCUCGAUGAAGCCAAAUAUCUUCGCGCUUGCAUCAAAGAAUCAAUGCGGCUUGCACCGGUCGCUCACUGCACGGCUCGUUGGACGCCCAAGGAUAUGGUCAUUGGAGGGUAUCGCGUCCCGGCGGGCACUGAAAUUAACUUGCCGCACAUGUACCUCUCGAAUGUGGCGGAACACUACACCAACCCGAAGGAAUAUUUGCCUGAACGAUGGCUGCGUGGCUGGGUGGGUCAGAAAUGUCCGGCGGAUAGGAGCGUGAAAGAAGAGGUUGUAAAUCCAUUUGUUACUUUACCUUUUGGGUUCGGGCCUAGGGCAUGCGUUGGCAAGCGGAUAGCGAAUUUGGAAUUGGAAAUAUUCAUUGCUAAGAUGGUGAGAAACUUUGUGCUUGAAUGGCCACACAAAGAUAUGAAGUUUGUGCAGAAGAUGUUGUAUGGUAUUGGGGAUCCGCUAAGGCUUAAACUUAAAGAUGUCACUUAUUGAUAAAAAUAUUUUAUUGUGUUUUUUUUUUGUUAGAAUAGAUUUGAAGGGAGUUUUUAUUUUGAUUUUGUACGGUCGCCAUUUUGUCGAACUAAAUCCCAGUUAGCAAACACGUAGCGUCGUUCAAAGGGUCGUUAAGAUACGCGUCAGUUAAUAGUAGAAACAUGUAUACAAUAUGUUCAAAGAUAUUUAUUUAAAUUUUUGGUUUUGUUUGUAAAUUUUGAAUUUUUUCAUUCUUUUUUUUACUUCUACCGUUAAAGCGUAAUUUUUCCACGGUUUUCCACGGUUUUCCACGGUUUUGAGAUAUAAAAAGUGGUACUUUAAACACGUAUGACCAAGGGUGUGACUAAAGUACUUUAGUCACGGGGUGGAAAAAAAAACGUGGAGAUAAAGUGAAUGUAAAAAAACAGAGUAAGCUUCACGUGGCUAAACAUUAUUAUACACUCGAUUGAUUAUACGCUCGCUACACUAACCCUCAAUCAAUUUCGUGACAAAAACUCCUGUUUAACCCCUUAAUACUUAAUAUACUAACAAAUAAUAAAAAUUUUUAUUUUUCCACAGA